AGCUUGGUGCGAUACUGCGCAGCACUCGAGUGCAAGGGAGCUGCACACGACUUCAUCUCUAUGAUCACACUUAUACAACUGGUGUAUAAGUGCGCAAGUAUUUCCGAUCCAGGCAAGGUCAACAUCGCAAAGAUAUGGAGGGUUCACGUUUCACACAUAAUGAACCCCCCCUCCAAACGUACAUUUCAAGCGUGGCAUGCGUUGGGUACGAGGUUUGCAAAGGUAGCUGAAGGAGGAACUGUUUACGCUCUUAUGUUGAUUGCUAUCAAAGGUCUUCGUGUACGUCUUGCAGAAGCUGAGGGUUCCAUUGGUGAGGAGAUGGGCAACAUUCUGAGAAGACCAAACACAAACACACAAGUCGGACGAGUGGUACGAAACACGCUCAUACCCUUGGUGGCUCUGCUGAGGGUGGAGUGUCCGUUGUACCUAUCGGCCCUGUUCGAUCGGGAUACUGUCGUAUUGCAAGGACUGACACUGGACUCGAUCUGCGGUGACCUUGACAGUUCUGAUAGAUUAUUCAAGGUCAUUGCAUCCAACUCCUUUGCGCUCUUACCUCGAGAUACUAUUGCCUGGGCGUCGUGCACCGGCAUCAUAGAGAUCUCCCCAAGUUCCCUCACGUUCAAUGCAGGUCCCUCUGAUCAAAGGUCGCAAGAGACCUGCGUUACCGUCGAUCAAAGAGAGUUGUCGCCAUUGACCCCAUUGUCAUCCGAUCUCGAACUAGAGUCAUUCGAUCUCGAUCAAGACGCAUUCGAACCAGAUCAUACAUCUAUCCCACCAACCUCUACCAAUUGUACACCAGUGAUCACAACGACGUACGAUGUCUUUCACGAGCGUAAUCAACGCUUUACUGCGUCAAGAGACAGACAAGAGAACACCGUUUGGACGGAGCGUAGACGUGAUUUAGCUGGGAGAGCGAGUGUUCCAACAACACGUCAAGCUCUGGAGCUAGAGCUACAGAGUAUGUACUCUGAUGGCACUCGAUCGAAUGGCAAGCACUACGUUAAGAUAGAGCAAAAUAUCUUCGAGGAUGGUCUUAUUAUUGAGGACGUCAACUCAAACACCAUUGUUGGCAUUUGUGCAUCAAUGCCGAACAACAUGCGCGAGAACUUGACUGAUCAUCUCACCUCCUGUUUUCCCUUCGACCCGCUGAAGGCGAUUCGCACUGCGUCUACUGCUGGUGAUAUAACAUUCGAGGUACUGCACUUCUCGUGGUACAAUCGCCAUUGUACACAGGGCAACUCUGCCCCUACAGAUGUGCCUCCCUUCAUGCUAGGUCGACCGAAUGGUCUCAGAAUAAAUUACGCGCAAAUGUUGCCGUACAUGUCCAAGGAUAUGACGCAACACGAAGAUAUAUAUCACUCGUUGAGAAAUGUGCUGGGCGACGUCUUUGAGUGGCUCGACUACAAGCUAGGAAUGAUGUUUCCGAACUUCUACACCACACUUGAGAAGUUCGUGGAAAUAUUGCCGGGCAACAACAUGCCGUUAUCUGCUCCGUUCCUCGGUCUUGUGGUGAAUUUGAACGUCGUCACUCAAGCACAC
Molecule: messenger RNA, 1539 nt
Organism: Fomitopsis serialis
Lineage: Eukaryota; Fungi; Basidiomycota; Agaricomycetes; Polyporales; Fomitopsidaceae
Exons: 9
Source: RefSeq, a predicted model, not a curated record